Aspergillus neoniger CBS 115656 is the source of this 1600-nucleotide messenger RNA. RefSeq names its product fumarylacetoacetate hydrolase FahA (gene fahA). The record is from RefSeq and is a predicted model, not a curated record. Bases 99 to 1394 code for a protein of 431 amino acids. Gene Ontology annotation, molecular function: fumarylacetoacetase activity. Gene Ontology annotation, biological process: homogentisate catabolic process; L-tyrosine catabolic process; L-phenylalanine catabolic process. The transcript has a single exon. NCBI's taxonomy places the organism in Eukaryota, Fungi, Ascomycota, Eurotiomycetes, Eurotiales, Aspergillaceae.
UCGCAGUUGUCUCGGUGUUGCUGCUGGAUAGCUACUGACUACUUGCAUUUCCCUUCUUUUCAUCAUUUCUCCCGUCCUUAACCGCCUCCCUUCUCAUCAUGGCUUCCUGGCUGCAGAUCCCCAAGAACUCGCCAUUCUCGUUGGCGAACAUUCCAUUCGGUAUCAUCACCUCUGCGAAAGCUCCUUCGCGCGUAGCAGCUAUUGCUAUCGGUGACUAUGCGCUGAACCUGAACGCCUUUGCUUCAUCCGGCGGCUUCUCCCAGCUGCCCGCGAUCCAGCCCCAUUUGAACGUGUUCGGCCAACCCACCCUCAAUGCCUUUGCAGCCCUGGGCCGUCCAGUUCACCGUCAAGUCCGCGAAUACAUUCAGUCCGUUUUCCGCGCAGAUACUCCUUUCCCUCAGGUCUUGAAAGACAAUGACUCCCUCCAAAAGUUGGCCCUCCUGCCGCUAUCGGAGGUGACCAACCAUCUUCCCAUGCAAAUCGGAGACUACACAGACUUCUAUGCCGGCCUCAACCACGCCUACAACCUGGGUGUCUUGCUUCGUGGACCAGACAAUGCUCUGCAGCCCAACUAUAAGCACCUGCCAGUCGCAUACCACGGUCGCGCCUCGUCCAUCGUGGUCUCAGGCACCCCCAUUCACCGUCCCAACGGUCAGAUCCUGGCCAACCCUACCGCAACCCCCAAAGUCCCUACCUUCUCUCCUUGCAAGAGACUCGACAUUGAACUAGAGAUGGCUGCUUUUGUCAGCACCCCUAAUGACAUGGGCAAGCCCGUCUCUGUCAACAACGCCGAAGACCACAUCUUCGGCUUGGUGCUCAUGAACGACUGGUCCGCUCGUGACAUCCAGGCCUGGGAAUACGUUCCUCUGGGACCGUUCAACGCCAAGAACUUUGCAACCACCAUCACCCCCUGGGUUGUCCUGAUCGACGCUCUAGAACCCUUCCGGGUCCCCAGCCUGGAGCCCGAAAACCGGGAAAACGUCCUGCCCUACCUGCGCGAGAAGCGCACCGACAACGUCUUCGACAUUCCCCUCGAAUUCGAGAUCACCAACCAAGGCGGCCAGCCUACCACCGUCUCGCGAAGCAACGCCAAGAACCUCUUGUUCUCCUUCCCUCAGAUGCUGGCCCACCACACCAUCACGGGAUGCAACCUCCGGCCCGGUGACUUGCUCGGUAGUGGAACCAUCUCCGGCACGGAGCCCCAGACACAGGGCAGCUUGUUCGAGCAAACCAAGGGCAAGGAGCCUCUCAAGCUGGCCGAUGGCUCGGAGCGGAUAUUCCUCGAAGACGGAGACACCGUCGUCCUCAGAGGCAAGGCGGGCACAGAGGGCAACUACGUCGGAUUUGGCGACUGCAGUGCCACCAUUCUCCCCGCGGUGAAGCUGGAGUUCUAGACUGCAAUUAGCAAUUUCAAGUCCCUUUUCGCACGAUCGCACGUCAUGAAUCCCAUUGCCUAUUAUAUUCCUCGAUAUUGACAUGAUGUGAAUGUGAACCCAACAAUGACAAAGUUACAUUCAAAAGAGAAAAUCCUGGUCCAGACCCUUUCCCCCUAAUAGUCCGCGGAGCCACGGAGCCAAUUCAAACUGUAGACGUAACAUCC